This is a messenger RNA of Cyprinodon tularosa, 5108 nucleotides long. RefSeq names its product GRIP and coiled-coil domain-containing protein 2. Gene Ontology annotation, cellular component: Golgi apparatus. Lineage: Eukaryota; Metazoa; Chordata; Actinopteri; Cyprinodontiformes; Cyprinodontidae. Bases 180 to 5087 code for a protein of 1635 amino acids. The transcript is spliced from 24 exons. The record is from RefSeq and is a predicted model, not a curated record. Gene Ontology annotation, biological process: late endosome to Golgi transport.
CGAUUGCGGAAGUGAUUCUUAGCUUUAGCUUAGUAUCUCUGAACCAACAAGAAUAAAAUGUGUCCGUGCUAAAUGUCUUCAAAACUGACUGUAAUCUCAGAUAGAGACUGAAGUGCUCAUUGUACCCGCUGUCUCCCUCCGUGACACAGAACUGAGGCGAAGCGGAACAGCCGACUGAGAUGGAGGAUCCUGGUGGUGCUGCAGCUGAGGCUGGGACUCCAUCCCAAUCAGGGACCCCCAAGUCAAAGCUGGACACAUUGUCCAAAGAUGACCUCAUCAAAUAUGCCAAAAAACAGAUAGCCGCCAUGCAAAAGAUGAAGACCAAAUGUGCAGAUUUGGAAAAAGAAGUUGAAUCCCUCAGGCAACAAUCCAAGAAUACUGAUAAAAGUUCAGAGGAUGCCUUGUUGAUACAGGAGCUGACUGAAAGAAUGGAUGUUUUACUCUUGGAGAAAGCUGAAAUCCAGCAAAGUCUUACACUCUCACGUAAAGAGCUAGAGAAGACUAAACAGCAAGCCAAGGAGGAUCUUGCAAUGCAGCAGAGCAAACAUCAAGGUGUUCUGGAAGACCACCUAGGAAAGAUCAAAACUCUAGAAUGCAGCAUUGAGGAAUCCAGACACAAACACCUGAAAGAAGUAACUAAUUUCCAGAAGUUACUCCAAGAGCGAGAGGAACGAGACAGAGAAAGGGAGAAUGAAAGAGAGAGGGAGCGCAAAGCAGAAUAUGCAAGUGCUGAAGAGAAAGCAGAAGAAGUCAAACGUUCCUUCGAAUCUCAACUGGAAGCCCUUCGAGAUGAAAUGAAGGCGAUCCAAGACAGACAGUCUGAGGAGAUGGCUCAGUUGGAGGAGAACUACCAAAAGGAGUUGACAAAGGCCCAGCAGGAGGUGGAGAAUCUGAAGGAGGACCUCGCUCAGAAGACUCUUCAGCAUGAAGAGGAAAUCAGAGCUUUGGAGGAGGAUUGUGAGAUCGAGAGGGAUCGUCUCCUUUUGCUCACAGAGGAGCUGACUGAGCAGCUUGCUUUAAAAGACAGCCACCUGCAAGAUGUUCAGGAGGAAGAUGAGAAUCCCAACCGUAGUUCUGGGAUCGCCAAAAUGCUGGAGCUGUCUGGCUGCAAACCGGCUGAAGCUCAGAGUGAUGGAGCAGAGAGCGACUCAAGCAGGCUGAGGCUGGCGCUGGAUGAUCUUCAGUCUCAGAACACCAUGCUGCAGGACGAGCUCACACUGCUCCGUAAUGUGAAGGGGGAGCUGGAGGCAGAGCUGGAGAAGUUCAAAGAGGAGUUCCAGCUGGAAAAAGAGGAGCUUGAGUUUAAAAUCGAUGAGCUCCAAAUGAUUAGAGAUAGUCCUUCCACUGAGGUUUUGGUGAAGCUUGAACCUGAGCAACCUGAAGUUCAAGCAGAACUAAAAAACACAUUUAGCACAUCAGCCGGUGACCAGGAGUCCCUGAAUGAGGUGCUGAGAAGCAGAUGUGAGGCUUUAACUAGAGAAAGAGACUCUGCCUUAGCGGAGUGCCAGAACAUGAGAGACAUACUUCAGAAUGUGGAGACAGAGCUGGGACAGAAGACCAAAGACUUUGUUCAACAGUACAUCGCCAUGAAAGAAAAGGGAGCCAACACGGUGCAAGAACUUCAGGAGAGGAUCGAGCAGCUGAAUCAACAGAGAGAUGAGCUACUGAUGAGGUUGACUGAUGUCACAGAGGAGAAAAACAUGCUGAAGAAUAUGGAGGACCUUCAGCAAAAACUAGAGCACCCCCCUGCUGAAAAACAGACACUUUCUACAUCCACAGAAGAAGAAACCUUAAAACAGACGGUGGAGGAGCUGACUACUCAGAACGAAGAGAUCUUAUCCCAGCUGAAGAUGAAGGAGAACAUAAUUCAAGACCUGGAAGAAAUGGUCUCUAUGCUGUCGGAAGAACGGGAUAAAUUGCAAGACCAGCUCAAGCGCAAACAAGAUGAAGUGCAAAAAUUGAUUGAUGAGAAAACAAAAGAAAUUGAGAUGUUGAUGGUGGAGAAGGAAAGAGAAGCACUUUUACUUAAAGAGAACAAAAGCAAGCAGGUGGAAGGUUUGAGAACACAAAUGGACAAUAAGAUAAAACAUCUAAAUGAGGAAAGAGAAAAGCUGGAAGAAAGCCUAAAGGAGAAGAUGUCAAUUCACGAGGAGACGGUUUCCAAUUUGGAGCUGAGAAUCAAGCAGCUCUCCACAGAGAAGGAUGAGCUCCAUCAGAAAUGGGAGGAGGCUUUAUCAGAAAUCUCCAAGCUUCAGAAAGACGGGGAGCUUCUGGCCUCCAAGCUGGCAAACCUGGAGGCUCAGCUGGAGGAGAGAGGAGCUGAAAAGGAACAACUAGAGGAGAGGUUAAGGUCAGUCAUGGAGGAGGCAGACAAAGCCAGCGCUUCUGUGAAGCUGCUGGAGGAAGGUCAAUCUGAAGCGCUCAACAAGUCUACCGAGGAGCUUGAAGAGCUCCGAGUACGUGUCGAUGAGCUCCAAAAGGAGAGAAAUAUGUUGAAGAGAAACCUUGGAGAGUUGGAAACUGAGAAAAGAGGAGGGGAGAUGCAAACAGACUUGGAGGCUCACAUCAGAGACCUGGAAAAGGAGCGGAACAUGUUGAGAGGGAAUCUGGAGGAGGUAGUAAAAGAUGUAGAGGGACUGCAGAGAGAUCUCCAAGAUAUGAAGUCAGUUAAUGAGAAGAUUCAUGAUGAGAACCAGAAACUCCAGGCUCAAAUUUCUCAGGCUCAGGAAGAGAAGGAGCAAUGGGAAACCCAGCUGGCAGAGAAGGACUCUCUGGUAGCCCAGCUAAGAAGUGAAAUAACCGCCCUCCAGGAAUCUAAUUCCCAGUCUGCUACCUCAGAGGAAAACGAAGCCAACGAGACGAGCAAGAAAUUAGGUCUCCUCGAAAACCAAAUCAAAGAAAAGGACGAGAGGAUCAACAAAAUCAAGGCAGUCGCAGUUAAAGCAAAGAAGGAGCUGGACAACAGCAAGAAGGAGAUCGUUACCCUCAAGGAGGAAGUAGCAUCACUAAAAGCUGAGCGAGAAAAAAACAACAGUUCAAUGAAAGAUAUCAUUCAUGGAGCUGAAGGAUAUAAGAACCUGCAGAUAGAUUACGACAGGCAGACCGAGCUACUGGAUAAGGAGAGGGAGAAGGUGGAGGCUGCAGAGAGACAGAUUGCUGAGCUGACCAAGCGACUCAGCAGUGCUGUCACACAGAAGGAAACGCUGAGCAGUGAGAAGGAGGAUCUCCUGGCCGGGGUGGAGACCAUGAGGAGCACAGUGAAGCAGCUGGAGGCCAAGAAUCAGGAGCUGCAGAAACAGCUAGCAAGCCUGGAUAGAGACCUGCUGGCUGAAAGAGCCAUGAAAGAACAGAAGCUGAAGGACCUGUCAUCUGCCACGAAGGAAGUGGAGGAGCUGACAGCUCAGCUCCACAAGCAGCAGCAGCAGUCUCAGCAGACCGCCCAGGAGCUGGAACAGCUACGCAAAGAGGCACAGCAGAGCUCCCUGCUGGACAUGGAGAUGGCCGACUACGAACGUCUGGUGAAAGAACUAAAUGGAAAACUGACAGAGAAAGAUGAGUGUGUGGAGGAGCUGAAAGCCCAGAUUAACACCCUCAGCCAGACGCAGGAGACCCACAAACAGGAGAUUGAGAGUUUGAAGUCUCAGCUGGACCAGGAGGAAGAGAAAACUAUGAAGAUAAAGCAGCUGCUGGUGAAAACCAAGAAAGAUUUGGCAGAUGCCAAAAAACAGGAGAGCUCCCUCAUGAUGCAGCAGGCGUCUCUGAAAGGAGAGCUGGAAGCGAACCAACAGCAGCUCGAAAGCUCCAAGAUUGAGAUGUGUGAGCUGACAGCCGAGCGCCACCGCCUGCAGGAGCAGCUGAAGUCUGCUUUGGAGCAGCAGCAGAGAACCAGCAGCUCCCUGCAGCAGCGCAUCCAAAGCCUGCAGCAGGAAAGGGACACUGCAAAGGCUGAGCUUGUGGCCACGACCAGUGAGUUUGAGGGUUACAAGGUGCGAGUCCACAACGUGCUCAAACAACAGAAGAGUAAAAGCAGCACCCAGCCAGAAGGAGACUCUGGCAAACUGGAGAGGGAGCAGUUGGCCUCUCAGGUUGAGCAGCUGAGGAGCAGACUGUCUGAGAGCCAGCAGAGCCUCCAGAGCAGCAUCGCCGAGCUGCAGCAGCUCCAGAAUGAACAUGACACCCUCCUGGAGCGACACAACAAAAUUCUGCAGGAAAACGUUACCAAAGAGGCCGAGCUCCGUGAAAGGGUUUUGACUUUGCAGUCAGAGAAUGUGUCCUUAAGGUCAGACCUGUCCCAGGCUCAGGCUGACCUGUCGUCCCAAGUUGAGACCCAGCGGCAAACUUACCGGGAGCAGCUGAGGAAGCUACAGGAUGACCACCGGGCCACCGUGGAGAUGCUUCAGGGACAGCUGAGCCGUGUGGAGGAGCAGCUUUUCAACCUGCAGAGCCAAAACGUGUCGGCUCAGUCCAGCCGUAAGGCCCUGGCAUCAGAACUUCAGCGGAGAAACACUGAUCAGAACCAAGCAGGGUCAACAAUGGCUUUCAAUGAGCUUCAAUCAAUGGCCAGGGAGGAGGGAGAAGGCAUGGAGACCACUGAGACGGAGAGAUCUUCCCCUAAACUCCCCCCUCUGCCCUCUUUGGAGCAGCUACUCACUUCCCCAGAUCCUAAACAAGAGCCGUUUGUGUGGACGGUGGAGCCGACCAAAGAAGAGCUGAUUGAGAAGCUGAGCACUGUCACCCGCAGCAUGGAGCACAUGAACGGCCUGCUGCAUGAAACUGAGGCCACUAACGCCGUCCUCAUGGAGCAGAUCACUCUGUUGAAGAGCGAAGUCAGGCGACUUGAGCGAAACCAGGAGAGGGAGAAGAGUGUGGCCAAUCUGGAGUAUCUGAAGAACGUCCUGCUGCAGUUCAUCUUCCUGCGCUCUGGCAGCGAGAGGCAGGCGCUGCUGCCUGUCAUUCACACCAUGUUGCAGCUCAGUCCAGAGGAGAAGAGCAAACUGGCUGCUAUCGCUCAAGGUGAGGAGGAGGGAGCCGCUUCCCGGGGCUCAGGGUGGACCUCCUACCUACACAGCUGGUCUGGGAUCAGAUAGACUUGGUGACCAGCCAUCCAU